Trypanosoma brucei brucei TREU927 is the source of this 1368-nucleotide messenger RNA. Its product is annotated as N-acetylglucosaminyl-phosphatidylinositol biosynthetic protein, putative. Gene Ontology annotation, molecular function: phosphatidylinositol N-acetylglucosaminyltransferase activity. Gene Ontology annotation, biological process: GPI anchor biosynthetic process. The transcript has a single exon. Gene Ontology annotation, cellular component: glycosylphosphatidylinositol-N-acetylglucosaminyltransferase (GPI-GnT) complex. The coding region runs from base 1 to 1368 and encodes 455 amino acids. The record is from RefSeq and is a predicted model, not a curated record. Lineage: Eukaryota; Euglenozoa; Kinetoplastea; Trypanosomatida; Trypanosomatidae.
AUGCGUCGUCACCGCGUGGCGGUGGUUUCGGACUUUUUCUACCCGGGGUUUGGUGGUGUGGAGGUGCACAUUUAUAGUUUGGGGCAGUGUCUUAUGCGUAGGGGCCACAAGGUUAUUGUCAUUACUAGGGCUUACGGUGACACAUGUGGUGUGCGGUAUUUGACGAAUGGAAUGAAGGUGUAUUAUUUACCUCUGAUGGCUGUUAAGCUUCCUGCGGGAUCUGUUACGCUUCCAACCAUGUAUUUGACUUUCGCAACAAUGCGGUCUAUAUUCAUCCGAGAGCGCAUUACAGUUGUUCACGGGCACCAAAACACGUCGAACCUCUGCCAUGAGGCACUAUUUCAUGCCGGUACGCUGGGUCUUAAAACGUGUUUUACCGACCACUCGCUGUUUGGUUUUGCGGACGUGUCAUCGAUUCACAUCAACAAAGUGUGCGAGUGGAGUUUGCGCAACGUUGACCAGGUUAUUUGUGUGAGUAACACCUCGAGAGAAAACACGGUGCUACGGGCGAAAAUCGAUCCGCAACGUGUCAGCGUUAUACCAAACGCGACUGAUUGUUCCUUUUUUACACCGCCGGAUGAUAUGAAGUACAAAUCAUGGGCGUCGAAGGUUGAGAAUGAGGGGCUAACGAUUGUUGUGAUUGGUCGCUUAGUUUACCGUAAGGGUUCUGACCUUUUUGUGGAUGUGAUUCCUGAAAUAUGCAAACGGCAUCCGAACAUAAGGUGGAUUGUUGGGGGUGAUGGUCCCCGUAGGUCGCAGUUUCAACAGAUGAUUGAACGGCAUGACUUGAUGGAUCGUGUGAAGAUGUUAGGUUCGCUACCUCACUCUGGGGUGCGUAAUGUGCUGAUACAGGGGCAAAUAUUUCUGAAUUGCAGCUUAACUGAAGCUUUUUGUAUCGCACUGAUUGAGGCCGCAUCAUGUGGUUUGUUAUGUGUUUCCACUCGUGUUGGUGGUGUGCCUGAAGUCCUGCCUCCCAACAUGCUCUUGCUUGCGGAACCCGAUCCAUCUUCCAUCAUUACAACACUGGAGGAAGCUAUUGCCAGUGUUCCAUAUAUUUCUCCGUGGGAGCUGCACGACAAUGUGAGGAGGUUCUAUAGGUGGGAUUGGGUUGCAGAGCGUACAGAGAGAGUGUAUGAUAAGAUUAUGUGCACCAAAUCACCGUCUCUGUAUGAAAGACUAAUGAACUAUGCAUCGGUGGGCUGCGUGUACGGUGUCAUUUGUUGGUUGUUGUGUAUUGGUGACUGGUUGAUGCUAACUUUUCUGGAGUUUUGGUUUCCGUCGGAGUUGAUUGAUAUUGCACCAGAUUUUCCACUGGAGUUGUACUCUCGUAACCGGGAGAAGCUUCAAGUUGUGGGAAGCCCAUCCUGA